Paramacrobiotus metropolitanus is the source of this 1781-nucleotide messenger RNA. RefSeq lists its product as uncharacterized. Gene Ontology annotation, cellular component: cytosol. Lineage: Eukaryota; Metazoa; Tardigrada; Eutardigrada; Parachela; Macrobiotidae. The record is from RefSeq and is a predicted model, not a curated record. The coding region runs from base 687 to 1478 and encodes 263 amino acids. The transcript is spliced from 10 exons. Gene Ontology annotation, biological process: neurogenesis. Gene Ontology annotation, molecular function: protein binding.
AGUACUCGUAUCAUACAGCAGCACACUUUUGCCACUUUGCCUUUGCCUCGUAUACCAUGCAGUACGUAGUUUCAGAUUGAAUCAGUUUUGUAGAAAAACAUGGGUAGUUUUUAUUGCUUGUGCAAUUUGUCCGAACUCUUCUGCCCAAGACGGUCGUGAACCUGCGCUCGUAAAAAUUUCUGACUUAUUCAACUUCUAAAGACUGAAGCAUGUCUAAAAGUUCAGCAGAAUCGUCCAAACAAGAUAAUCGUGGUGAUGUCUGGAAGAUUGCUGAGUGUCUGAAACAGAUGUUAGCCUGUGGCGAAUCGAGUGAUGUGCAGUUCGCUGUCGGACGUCAGUAUGGCGCAGUGCGGAUAUUUCGAGCUCACAGACUCAUCAUGGGAGCCCGUAGUUUUGUGUUCCACACCAUGUUCUGCGGAAGCAUACCAGAGGACUGCUCUGCUCCCAUUGAUAUCCCGGAUAUCCACCCUGACGCUUUCGCUAAUAUGCUGAGCUUUAUCUACACGGACACCGUGGAGAAUCUCAACAGCGAUAACGUGUUCCACACGUUGAGCUGCGCUGACAAAUAUGACUUAUCCUCGCUGGUUGGUGUGUGCACCCGCUUUAUCGUGAAUGAUCUCGACAUGGACAGCUGCCUGUAAAUUUUGGAGAAGGCUAUUGGUUGUGAAUGCGCAUCGCCCAGCGUCAUGGAGGAGUGUUUGCGUCUGAUUGAUGAAUCCAUGGAGCAUGUCUGGCUGUCAGAUUAUUUCUCUGCCAUCAAACAGGAGACCUUACUAAUGAUUCUACAGCGAGAGACGUUGGCCGCCGAUGAGCAGACCAUCUAUUGUUCGGUUGAAAAGUGGGCUGUGAACGCGUGCAAUAAGCGUUCUCCGGAGUCGUCUGCUUCUAAUCGGCGUAAAAUGCUGGGACCGGCUCUGUAUCUCGUCCGAUUCCCGCUCUUAAUUAAUGAGCAGCUCAUGGCUGGCCCUGCUAAGACUGGUUUGUUACUUGAAUCGGAGCUAUGGGACAUCUUCCGCUACAAGCACGACGCGGUCAAGCCGCAAAUUCUGUUCCUUGCAGAGCCCCGAAAAAUACGUGUCAUUUACUAUACGGCUCCGGAUGCAAGGGUACUGCCAGGGACUAUUUACAGCGAUCCCAUAACCAUCGGAAAGCUGCGCUGGAAGAUGCUUGUCAAGAAAAAUGACCGUGAAUCUGCUUUUCUCGGCUUUUACCUGCGUUGCGCUGACUAUCCGAAGUCGACUCCUUGGACGUGCCGGGCUGAGGCAGAGCUAUGCCUGCUGCCAUGGAAAACGGGAACUGCAGCAAUUAAGAAGAAGAUUUCCCAUUUGUACACCAAGGAACACCAUGGCUGGGGAUUCCCGGAAUAUAUCUCUAUGGAGGAGUUACUGGAUCCGUCGAAAGGCUACGUCAAUCCCACGGAUUUUUCAUUGAAGCUGCAGAUCCAUGUGGCUGCUGAACCUCCUACUGGAAUCGAGUGAUAAAGUGCGCGUGUAAACCUGUUGACGAACUGUCACAUAUUGAGUGAUAAAAAAUUGUCUUUGGUUUAAAUUUAUAGUUUAUAUCGUUUGCUGACAGAUUAUAAUCGUUUCCGCACCUUGUGGAAUUUUGUGAGUUUUUAUUGCCACAUUCUCGGUGAUCCCGGAGCUUGUCAGCUAAAUAGAUGGGAGUUUUGGUCUCCUAGCAGAUGGAAUGUUUUCCGGUUUUAUAGUGAAAGAGUUUUAUUUUUUUAUAGAUUAUCGGCACAGUACCGUUGGUACAACUGUAGGCCGUUUGCUUUUUCA